Messenger RNA from Xenopus tropicalis (tropical clawed frog), 1798 nucleotides. It is a transcript of the gene kcmf1, whose product is annotated as potassium channel modulatory factor 1. Gene Ontology annotation, cellular component: cytoplasm; late endosome; lysosome. The record is from RefSeq and is marked provisional. Lineage: Eukaryota; Metazoa; Chordata; Amphibia; Anura; Pipidae. Gene Ontology annotation, molecular function: zinc ion binding; ubiquitin protein ligase activity.
CGGAGCAGCAGCUGCAGCGGCGGCGGCCUGAGCGAUAGGAUGUCCCGACAUGAAGGUGUCAGCUGCGAUGCAUGUUUGAAAGGAAAUUUCCGUGGCCGAAGGUACAAGUGUUUAAUUUGCUACGAUUACGAUCUGUGUGCUUCUUGUUAUGAAAGUGGUGCAACAACUACAAGGCAUACAACUGACCAUCCAAUGCAGUGCAUAUUGACAAGGGUAGACUUUGAUUUAUAUUAUGGUGGGGAAGCAUUCUCUGUAGAACAGCCACAGUCUUUUACUUGCCCUUAUUGUGGUAAAAUGGGUUAUACAGAAACCUCUUUACAAGAACAUGUCACUUCAGAACACGCAGAAACGUCAACAGAAGUAAUUUGUCCAAUAUGUGCAGCAUUGCCAGGGGGAGAUCCAAAUCAUGUCACAGAUGACUUUGCUGCCCAUCUCACACUUGAACACAGAGCUCCAAGAGAUUUAGAUGAAUCCAGUGGAGUUCGACAUGUACGAAGGAUGUUUCACCCUGGCCGGGGGCUAGGUGGUCCACGAGCACGUAGAACAAACAUGCACUUUACUAGCAGCUCGACUGGAGGGCUUUCUUCCUCGCAGAGCUCAUAUUCUCCAAGCAAUAGGGAAGCCAUGGAUCCUAUAGCUGAACUUUUAUCACAGUUAUCUGGAGUAAGGCGUUCAACAGGAGGGCAGCUCAACUCUUCAGGCCCAUCUGCAUCCCAGCUGCAGCAACUACAAAUGCAGUUGCAACUAGAAAGACAACAGGCACAGGCAGCACGGCAACAACUAGAAACAGCACGCAACGCAACCAGACGCAACAAUGCAAGUAAUGUCACCACCACAAUUACACAAUCAACAGCAGCAACCAACACAUCAAGUACGGAAAACAAUCAGCAAUCUAUACAAAAUUCACAGUUUCUACUCACAAGGCUGAAUGAUCCCAAAAUGACAGAAGCAGAACGACAGUCAAUAGAAAGUGAGCGUGCGGACCGAAGCUUGUUUGUCCAGGAGCUUCUUUUGUCUACGUUGAUGCAGGAAGAAAGUUCCUCCUCUGAUGAGGAUGAAAGGGGAGAAAUAGCUGAUUUUGGGGCAAUGGGUUGUGUAGAUAUAAUGCCUUUAGAUGUUGCUUUAGAAAACCUAAAUCUUAAAGAGAGUAAUAAAGGAAACGAGCCUCCGCCACCUCCUCUUUGAUGACAUCCCCCUUUGCAGACAAUGUCCUCUGUGCUGUAACUGCCAAUGAAAGUGGACAAACAACUAUCUUUGGGUUUGUUUUGGUGAUUGUAAUUUCCGGUCUGUCACUCUUGUUACAUUGUGUACAUUCAAAAAAGGAAAAAAAAGGAAAAAAGAAAAAAAAGAGGCAAAUAUAUACGAUAAUUCACUUAACUAAUUUUUACUUCUAGCAGGUAAACAUAGGUAGCAGUACCAGAGGCAGUCCUCUGCUUCCUGUACCAUGAUGUAAAAAAAUAAAUACAUUCUCCUAAUCUCCCACAUUCAAACAGAAGAGAAAAAAAGUAUAUGGGGAAAAAAUCUCUAAUGAAGCUGCUGUGUGUAUUUAUGAAUAUUAAUGAAUAAAAACUGCUUGGAUGGUUUACCCUAACUACUGCAUGAGGUUUUUUGCAGCGUGCAUGAAUUUUUAGUGACAUUGCCAUAAAGCUAAAUUAUAAAAUGUAUAAUUACAGUUGUUCAGCCAUUAAUCCCAAAGCUUUCCUAAGCAUUAUUGAAAAGAUUACCUGGCCUGACAUGCAAUGUUAUUUAUGAUAGUUAUUGCGCAGCCAUGAAUCUUUCGAAUAAUGUCUUUAGCAAA